Molecule: messenger RNA, 1236 nt
Organism: Nilaparvata lugens (brown planthopper)
Lineage: Eukaryota; Metazoa; Arthropoda; Insecta; Hemiptera; Delphacidae
Exons: 4
Coding region: 111-677 (188 amino acids)
Source: RefSeq, a predicted model, not a curated record
AUUGUGAACUAUUCAUCACAAAAAGCCUUGCUUUCAUCAGCAUUGUGCUUUGAAGUCAUCUAUUUGAAACCUGACUUUGAAAAGGCACUGUUGAAGCAGACUGAUCCAAUAUGAACGGUCAACUUUGUUUAUUUGUUUCUCUGCCACUUCUUGUUUGUUCUUCAUUGCUUGUAGCUCCAGCGGGUCCCUAUUGGAUCACAUUUGACGCUUUUGAGAGAUGCUCCCGAGAAGGUUCGAGAGAAAUGAUCAUCGAUCUACACUUGAGAAAAAUGAACCGAACUACCGUUAUUCUCUACGGAAAUUUCUCCUUCAAAAGAGACUUUGAUGAAAACAUAAAGAUGCGUGUUGAAACCGAGAGUUGGGGGAAUGGAGGCUGGCGUUCCAAUCUCUAUAAUUUUGACAUCAAUGGGAAUAUUUGUAAGGCUUUAUCCAACAUUUUUGGUACAAGAAGAUUAGAUAAUUUUAUAGCCAAAGCCGGAUUUCCCAUCAACAGAACCAACUGUCACAUACCUGCUAACAACUAUCUAGUGGACGACGUUGUUGUAUCAAACAGUUUCUUGGAACCAUUUCAAAUUCUAAUUUACGGUAAAUACCGCAUUACAGACUCCCUGUUCUCUGCUAAGAAUAAGUUACUAGGCUGCGUAAGGGUGGUCCUGAAAAUAAUAAGGCGAUAUUAGUAAAACCAUAGACUAAGAAACCAGAUUAGAUCCAGCAAACUGUAUCAGAUACAGUAACUGUGAAGAUCAGAACAGGUUAGAUUUAGUAACUGUCACCAGUGGCGUCUCGUGUUAAGGUUGCACGGUUGCAUAACCACCUUCAUUUUGAUUAUAAUCAAUGGAUUAUUUUUUAGGAAUAAAUUAAGUGACUGAAUUCAUAAAUGAGCUCUUUUAUCAUCUCAAUUACUGAUAUAAGCUUCACAAUUUCAUCAUAAUCCUAUAAUAAGAGCAGCAAACUGUAGAACGUGAACACAGUUCACGCGAAAUCAAACGCUGUGGUAGAACUGAACAGUGAAUAUAGCAUUGGAGGUUGCAAUCCUCCUGCAACCAAACUCAUGCACGCGCACUACUACUAUGUAUAUUAGUAGUGUGAUAUAUUUUUCUACUCGAGCCCAUAAAACCAAUGUGGUGGCAAUUUUUCUGCAACUAUCCGCUUGAGGCGCUAGCAGUCCAUACCAGUCUAGAUGUGAAAUUACCCCGUACCAGAUUCUGAUGAAUGUGAAAGUCUGCUAUCUGCUCU